UUACGAGGUGACGUGUACCGGAAGACAUGUCAACUGGACUGCCUGACAGUUUUUACACGAUCAAUGAAAGAUAGACGUUAGCUGUGUCGCCUUAUUACUAUCAUUCUGUGUCCGUUCACUAACCCUAUAAUGGUUGUGCUGUCCUACAUGUAAGCUUUACACCUUUACAUCUUUAAACAUAUGUUUAGAAAGAGUUCUUGUGUUCGUGUAUCCUAGCAGGUAGCUAUCAUCGGCCGUCACAGCUUCGUGGCAACUGUCACGCCAUCAUCCCCAUCAGGGACAUCCUGCUGCCCACAGGUGUUGCCUGAGGUUUCUGAUCGUUCACUGCAGUCAUGGCCAGUCCAAAUGAUCUACAAUUUCAAGAGUUCGAGGAGGCAGCAGAGCUCCUGUCUUCAAACCCCGGAGCCUCCACACUGAGCAUGUCAGUCUCAAACACCAGCAACACUACAGCACCAGCAGGAGGAGGAGGCGGUGGAGGGGGAGGAGGAGGAGAGGAGGUGAAACUGGACCUGUCAGAUGAUGAGGAGGGUCAAGAGGAGAGUUCAGAGCUGUUAAGAGGUCAGAAAGCUACCGGUGGAUUCUGGACCUUUGAGUACUAUCAGUCUUUCUUUAAUAUUGACACAGUACAGGUCCUGGAUCGAGUUAAAGGCUCUGUGAUGCCAUUACCUGGGAAAAACUUCAUCAAGCAUCACAUCAGGAGCAACCCCGACCUUUAUGGUCCAUUCUGGAUCUGUGUGACCCUGGUGUUCUCGGUAGCGAUCAGCGGGAACUUGUCCACGUUCCUGAGUCAAAUGGGAAACCCUGCGUAUCACUACAGACCGCAGUUCCACAGAGUGACGAUAGCUGCAGUUGUGAUUUUUUUGUACGCCUGGCUUGUGCCUGUCUGUCUGUGGGGUUUCCUGACCUGGCGGCAGGGGAACGAGAGGCAGGUUGGAGGCUAUUCCUUCCUGGAGACCGUGUGUGUGUACGGCUACUCGCUCUUCAUCUACAUCCCCACCUCUGUUCUGUGGAUCAUACCGUUCGAGUGGUUACGCUGGACGCUGAUCCUCAUAGCCAUGGUGAUCUCCGGCUCCGUCCUGGUCCUCACUUUCUGGCCUGUGGUCCGUGACGACACCAAGGUGAUGGCAGUGGCUACAGUCGCCACCAUCGUGGUUCUUCACACGCUGCUGGCCGUCGGCUGUAAGAUGUACUUCUUCCAGACAGCAGCUCACAUACCAGCACCCCUCACUACGGCCACCCCAGCUCAAGUCACACUGGUCACUAACCCUCACUGACCAGCAGGAAGGAGGAAGAGGGGGAGAAGGAGGAUGUUUCUGUUGCAUUCAAAUCACAUGCAGACAUCAAACUGUACAGACUGUCGGGUUGAGGCAAUAGAAGCUGUUGCCGUUCUAUGAUUUGUGGAGCUGAUGAAGAGCAGGGAUGUGUGUGUGUAUGUUUUUCUAACUUAUACGCAGGUGGUUCUUCUGUGACUGAAGUAGCACUUUGUUCGCCGCAAUAAUUGUACAUUUCUACUGUGAUGGUGCAUCUCAUGAGUCUGACAUGGCUUCCUUCACACUUGUACUUGUGACAUUUCUCAUUUCACGACCAGUGUUUAAACAGAAGUUAAAAAAGAGACGAUGUGAAGAGUCAGGAGAAGAUGAAACCAGUUACAAACAUUUAAAAAUGCUGCCGCAAAUCAGUCCGUUUUAAAGCUGUCAGAAGGACAAAAAUCCCAACGCUGUGGCAUCCUACAACUACAUCUUAAGAUACAGCUAAUUUCAGUUUGAAACAUGGUGCUGAUCCAAGACAUUGUUUAAAACAAAAAGCACCUAGUUUGUGAGAUUGUGCGCCCCUCUUUAAAUCUGUUGUAACUGAGAGUCCCAUAUGAUGUAUAGGAGGCUUGUACUUGUGAUUAAAGUAAAAGAAGGGCUGCCACAAUGAUUACUUUUUAUUUGUUGCUCAGAAGAUGUGUAAAAACAAAAAAAUGGUGCCAGCGCCAACAGGGAAUGGGUGUUUUAAUUGAUAGUGCAUUGAAAAGUUAUGUACCUUAGAUGAGAAGCUUGAAGAUGGGACACUGUGGCUUAGAUCAGAGAAGCUCUAGCGCUGAUGCUGGUGUAUUUAUGAAUCACAGUAAGUCUGACCGUAUAGGUUGUCCCAGGAUCCUGAGCUGUCAUUCACUGUAUUAUUCACAACUGUACUUUUGCUGCGUUUACUUAGUAUUGCUCAAACUAUACUUUUGAGUAAAGCUUAGAAUCUUUGAGCUGUAGAUGAAAGUCUAAUGGCAACUGCUUCGGAAUGACAAUAUCAAUACAAGUACAGUUUAUUGAAGAUAUUAAAGAAGUCGUCACAACACCAUUAAGCUAAUGUAGACUUUUGAAUGAUGUAACUACAAGUUUGUAGUGCUUUUAUAGCAUGAAUGCAACACUUUCCAGCAGUCUAAAUGUAAGAAAAAGACUCCAAAUGUGACUUUAAGUUGUUAUAACUUGGGGGAUCCCUAAAUACCCGAACGAGCAGUCAUCAAGCUAACAUUUUAUUUUGUCCAAUAAGAGUUCUUAUUAAAAACCUGAGAAAGUAUGAUACUCCAGCCUCAGCCUAGUUUGGCCUUAAAAAGCAAAUAUUAGCAUGCUAAAGCUAAGCUAAGAUAAUGAACAGGGUAAAUAUUUUACUAGCUAAACAUCCGCCUUCAGUUGUCCUCGCACAGCAACACAGGUCUGCAUAAAAAGUGACAUGCUCUCAAUUGUUUUCUGUCCAUUCAUCAUUUUAUUAACUAACUUGACUCAGUGAAAUCUUUACAUAACUCUCCUGGAAAUUCCUGUGAAUGUAUCCCAUAAUGCUUCAGUCACAGACAUGUGAAACGACACCGUGUCAGACGGUAAUGCAAGGUUAUGAAUGUGAAAAAAGAAACGUCUGCUGGUGUACCUCUCAGCUUCUCCUCCGUAAGACAGCUCUGUCAACAUGAAUUAAGUUGCUUUAAUUUAACUUUGGUUUAUUCUAAUUUGAGGAAAAGGUUGUUCUCUACAGGAGUAUUUAUUUCCUACUGUCAUGCUGUCUUUUUUGUUAAUAAACUUACAGUCUGACUAC
Molecule: messenger RNA, 3060 nt
Organism: Notolabrus celidotus (New Zealand spotty)
Lineage: Eukaryota; Metazoa; Chordata; Actinopteri; Labriformes; Labridae
Gene: yipf2
Product: Yip1 domain family, member 2
Exons: 9
Coding region: 333-1274 (313 amino acids)
Biological process (GO): vesicle-mediated transport
Cellular component (GO): Golgi apparatus; membrane
Molecular function (GO): small GTPase binding
Source: RefSeq, a predicted model, not a curated record